UCAAGCGCCACCCAGUAGUUCCGCGCGCUCAGCUGUGCGCGCGACACCGUGCGUGCGCAUACAUGCGAGUGUGCUGCGCGCGCCGCCGUUCCUGCGGAAUUCAGGAGACUGGUUGGACUCCGAGGGGCACUCAGCAAGAAAAUAAUGAACAACAAAUUUGACGCUCUAAAAGACGAUGACAGUGGAGACCACGACCAGGAACAAGGCUCACCGAAAGACAGUGAGAAGGAAAAGACUGAAGACGAGGACAAAGACCAAAACGCUUCUAAAAAGAAGGUGAGUGAGGACAGACUGAAGUGUUUACAGCCUUCUCCUGCAGGCAGUCGUGUGCUUGACAUCAUUUUGCCUUGUGUGCAGAUGGUUGUGCCAGGGGCAGGAGAGCACCCUCUUCAGUACAACUACACCUUCUGGUACUCUAGACGCACCCCGGGAAGACCCGCCAGCACUCAGAGCUACGAACAAAACAUCAAACAGAUUGGCAGCUUUGCUUCGGUGGAGCAAUUCUGGCGUUUCUAUAGUCACAUGAUACGACCAGGUGAUCUGACGGGCCAUAGUGAUUUUCAUCUCUUCAAGGAGGGUAUUAAACCCAUGUGGGAGGAUGAUGCGAAUAAGAUGGGUGGGAAGUGGAUCAUCCGUCUGCGGAAAGGCCUGGCAUCUAGGUGCUGGGAGAACCUGAUCCUGGCCAUGCUGGGGGAGCAGUUUAUGGUUGGAGAGGAGAUCUGUGGCGCUGUAGUGUCGGUGCGCUUCCAGGAGGACAUCAUCUCCAUUUGGAAUAAAACCGCAAGUGACCAGGCGACCACUGCUCGCAUUAGAGACACCCUCCGCCGAGUCCUGAACCUGCCUCCCAACACCAUCAUGGAGUACAAGACACACACAGACAGCAUUAAAGCAUGGGAAGACUUCCAUGGUCUGGUGAAUGCUAGUGGCGGACGCUGACCCCCUUACACAGAGAACCUCUGCAAGAGUGUGUGUGUAUAUAUGAUGGGGGAUGACCAGUCCAGGGAGGGAGACCUCUGUGUGGAUCUGCACUGUUCGACAUGAAGACAGAGCAAAAGUCAGGAACAGAGGCAAGACGACCUUCUUAGUGUCAAAUUGGAAACAGAAAAGCCUUUCAACACUGAAGCAAGCUGAAGAGCGAUGUGAUGCUUUUUUCUUUUCUUUUUUUUUAAACCAACCAGAUGGAAGUGACGCUCCUUUUUAUUAUCAUCAUUAUUAUUAUUUUUACAGCAAGUUGUUGCAACUGUAAGUUGCCACCAAAGCAGCCACGUGACCAGUGUUUGUGGAUCUGGUUUUGAGCUGUUAUCAAGUAAGUGAACUUGACAAGAAAACACCUUGUUAGUAAUGCUACAGAUCGCUGUGCAUAACAUCACACAUCUGCUGUUAUGUGUUAAUCAGUUUUAUUGGGGAAACAAACAGGGUUACAAGUAGAUGGUAUUUUAUUACAGUGCUCUUUUAUUACAGUUCUUCAGGCAUUUCCAAAGUAGAAAAUACGACUAUUACUGUAUUACUGUGUACAGUAUAUUUGGAAAUAGUCCUCUUCAAAGGUCACUUAAUUGAACUGGCGAUGACGUCUAUCUUUAAGAUGGAGAUGAGUCCAAAAGGAUGAGACCAUCCUGUGUUGGGCAGCAGGCUGCAUAACCAGCAUCCUAAAACCAGGCUGCUAAUCUGCCUGAAUCACUGUGCCUGAACCAGAACCGACUUUCUCUGCUGUUUGUUUAUGUCUUUACCGCACCUUUAAAGAAUCCAAGGGAUGGGCUCUGCUUUAUUAACGUCCUCGUCAAAGGUGUACAGAAGUCCUUAAAACUCUGACCAUCACUCCUUUUUUUAAGUUCGUAGUAAAAUACAUGAAAAAUGGGAGCGAGGUCAGGACCUGUUGCAGUUUUUGUCAAUCACGUGGGACCAUUUUUAGAGCCGUGGUGCCUAUAGUUUGUUGGAAAAACUGUAAUGCUGCCCAUGAUUGGUGGUGUGAUGAUGGGUGUGUGCGUGUGUCUGAGUCAAAGUGAAGAAACACUGUUGGAUGUACACCUGAUGGAUUACAGCAAUAAAUGUUAAAUAUGCA
Messenger RNA from Betta splendens (Siamese fighting fish), 2059 nucleotides. It is a transcript of the gene eif4e2, whose product is annotated as eukaryotic translation initiation factor 4E family member 2. Gene Ontology annotation, molecular function: translation initiation factor activity; RNA 7-methylguanosine cap binding. Gene Ontology annotation, biological process: translational initiation. The coding region runs from base 145 to 936 and encodes 263 amino acids. Gene Ontology annotation, cellular component: cytoplasm; eukaryotic translation initiation factor 4F complex. The transcript has 7 exons. The record is from RefSeq and is a predicted model, not a curated record. Lineage: Eukaryota; Metazoa; Chordata; Actinopteri; Anabantiformes; Osphronemidae.